Magnolia sinica is the source of this 572-nucleotide messenger RNA. Its product is annotated as arabinogalactan protein 23-like. The transcript has a single exon. The record is from RefSeq and is a predicted model, not a curated record. Bases 90 to 278 code for a protein of 62 amino acids. Lineage: Eukaryota; Viridiplantae; Streptophyta; Magnoliopsida; Magnoliales; Magnoliaceae.
AAGAAGAAGUAAAAGGACUGAGAAAUCACAGCCAUUCAAAUUCUUCCGGCAGCUUUUGCUUGAUCUUUCUCUCACUCCCACUCUCCAUCAUGGACAUGAGAAAGAUCUCCUGCGCCAUCAUCGUCGCUGCUGCCUUAGCAAGCGCAGUCCUUGCUGCCGAGGAGAGCUUGGCCCCAGCACCUGGGCCCGCCAUGCACAGUGGGUCUGUUGCGGUUGCACCCGCCCUCGGGCUAGUUGGGGCCUCGAUCUUGUCCUUCUUUGCCUUUUACUUGCAGUAGGCCUCACGAGAAAAAGAAGAAAGAAGACUCUAAGGGAGGAUAAGAAGAGAAAGGCAUGCUGGUUGUAUUUUUCUUUUUUAUUUUUCCUUUUAUUUAUUUCUUCUUUUUUCUCUUACAUUGAUCUGGAUCAUCAACUGUCCGAUCAGAUUUGUAUCCGUUCAUUUUUGUGAAGAACGGGAAUGCAAUAAAGAAGCAUUGUUCUAAAAAUUUAGUGUGUUUUGGUGAUGAGGCAAGAUCACCUACAACCUCCUGCAUGGGAACUUCACAUGACAAUAUACCAAGUAAUGUCUGUGG